AUGAUAGAGGAUACAAUGACUUUGCUGUCUCUGCUGGGUCGGAUCAUGCGUUACUUCUUGCUUAGACCGGAGACCCUGUUCCUGCUGUGCAUCAGCCUGGCCCUGUGGAGUUAUUUCUUCCACACGGAUGAGGUGAAAACCAUUGUUAAGUCCAGCAGGGAUGCGGUGAAGAUGGUGAAGGGCAAGGUGGCCGAGAUCAUGCAGAAUGACAGGCUCGGGGGGCUAGACGUGCUGGACGCAGAGUUCUCCAAGACCUGGGAGUUCAAGAGCCACAACGUGGCUGUCUACUCCAUCCAAGGCCGGAGGGAUCACAUGGAGGACAGGUUCGAAGUAAUCACUGACCUGGUGAACAAGACUCACCCCUCCAUCUUCGGGAUAUUUGAUGGGCACGGAGGAGAGUCGGCAGCAGAAUAUGUGAAGUCCCGCCUGCCUGAAGUCCUAAAACAACAUCUUCAAGACUAUGAGAAGGACAAGGAGAACAGUGUGCUGUCUUACCAAACCAUCCUGGAACAGCAGAUUUUAUCAAUUGAUCGAGAGAUGCUGGAAAAAUUGACCGUAACCUAUGAUGAAGCAGGUACAACUUGUUUGAUCGCACUGUUGUCGGAUAAAGAGCUCACAGUGGCCAACGUUGGCGAUUCGCGAGGAGUCUUGUGUGACAAGGAUGGGAAUGCUAUCCCCUUGUCACACGAUCAUAAGCCCUACCAACUGAAAGAGAGGAAGAGGAUUAAAAGAGCUGGUGGUUUUAUCAGCUUUAAUGGCUCCUGGCGCGUUCAGGGGAUCCUGGCCAUGUCCCGCUCCUUAGGAGAUUACCCUCUGAAGAACCUGAAUGUUGUCAUUCCCGACCCCGAUAUUCUUACCUUUGACCUGGACAAACUGCAGCCAGAGUUCAUGAUCUUGGCGUCGGAUGGUCUGUGGGAUGCUUUCAGCAACGAGGAAGCUGUCCGAUUCAUCAAGGAACGCUUGGAUGAACCACACUUCGGUGCAAAGAGUAUAGUUCUACAGUCCUUUUACAGAGGCUGUCCUGAUAAUAUAACAGUGAUGGUGGUGAAGUUCAGGAAUAGCAGCAAAACGGAAGAACAGUAAUUACCAGUGGUUCUCUGCCUCACUCUGAACUUAAAACAAACUCUUACAUUUUAAACGU
Messenger RNA from Gavia stellata (red-throated loon), 1141 nucleotides. It is a transcript of the gene PPM1L, whose product is annotated as protein phosphatase, Mg2+/Mn2+ dependent 1L. The record is from RefSeq and is a predicted model, not a curated record. Lineage: Eukaryota; Metazoa; Chordata; Aves; Gaviiformes; Gaviidae. Gene Ontology annotation, molecular function: protein serine/threonine phosphatase activity; cation binding. The transcript is spliced from 4 exons. Gene Ontology annotation, biological process: protein dephosphorylation. Bases 1 to 1083 code for a protein of 360 amino acids.